Diaporthe batatas is the source of this 2134-nucleotide messenger RNA. RefSeq lists its product as uncharacterized. The transcript has a single exon. The record is from RefSeq and is a predicted model, not a curated record. The coding region runs from base 485 to 1618 and encodes 377 amino acids. NCBI's taxonomy places the organism in Eukaryota, Fungi, Ascomycota, Sordariomycetes, Diaporthales, Diaporthaceae.
CCAUGAAAUAGCCUCCUCUCUUCGAGGUCCUACUAUGUAGUACGCGAUGACCCUCGCAGAGCAGGGGGCAAGGCAGCAAGCACUUCUAAUUUGACGAACAACCCUUUUUUUUUUCUUGCAUCCAGUGGAAAAUCUGCCCUGGUUUUCUGUCAAACUAUAAUAAUGACCCGAAUCCUCAAACCCGAGUGCACAUGUGUCUGAAUCGUACGCAAGGACCCAUCUCCAACGGGCACGCCUGCAGGCGUCGAUCAUUCCACGCCCUGACAGAGAUUGAGUUCUCGUCUUGUAUACCACAGUACAGGCCUGGGUAGAUAUCUGUGCGUCGAUUUUAAUUACCGCAGACCAGACCGAUGCUACAACAAUGCACGUCAAGUUGCACGAAAUGAGACCACACACACCCACACGUCCUAUUCGCUUCCUCGACUAGCCACUUCCGGCACCCAGACUGGUAAGCCACUGUUACUAGUAGUCCUCCUCCCGGGCCAUGGUCCGACUUCUCCCCGGGCAUCGUCCCGCCGGCCAUCUCGUCCUCCCGGUGGCCGUCGGCUUCGUACUCGGUUCCUUGCUCAGUUUUAUGACCCUUACCCACCACUAUUCCACGUCGCCCAACUCGCCGUCUCGAUCCCACAGUCGCCCAGAUGCCGGCCAGGGAGCGUCAAUCCCGCCAAUCGUGCAUUUCGUCCAGCUCAAAAAGGACGAGUCCAGCGGCCUGCACUUCUCGUUCGAAUCAUUCCUCGCCCUGUACUCGGCCUACGUCUUCAUCCGGCCGGUCGUGAUAUACAUCCAUACAGACCACACCCCCGACGACAUCACCCACGCAGCUCAACAUGGCUCAUCCUGGACCAGGAAAGUCCUCACAGCCUUCCCGCGCGUCGUCCGCCUGAACAAAGUCACGGCCCGGACCAAGGCAAACGCCCUCGAAAUCAAGCGGGUCGAGCACAAGUCAGACUUUGUCCGCCUGGACCAGCUCACCCUCCACGGCGGCAUAUACCUGGACUGGGAUGUCCUCACGCUGAGGUCCGCCGACCCCCUCCUCGAGUCCGGCUUCAAGGCCGUCGUGGGCCGCCAGUCCGACGCCACCGUCAUGAACGGCAUUCUCCUCGCCGCCAAGGACUCGGCCGUCAUGCGCGUCAUGAGGCGGGAGACCCCGCGCAGGUUCACCGGGGAGUGGGUCGAGCACAGCGUCAACCUCAUCACCGAGGUCGCACAGGCCCUGGCCGCGGUGCCCCGGGAGGUGCUCAUCAUGGACCCCGGGGCGUUUGCGCCGUUUACCUGGACGCAGGAGAGCGUCAACAUGGCGCUGGAAAGGCAUGAGGGCGACGCCGCUGCCCCCCGGGGGCUGGACCCCUUGGCGGACAGGGCAACGUUGACCGAGGCGGAUCCAAUGGCGGUCUGGGAGAGGCACCAGGUGAGCCAGAAGAAGUGGUGGGCUCAUGAUUUCAGCGAUGCCUUCUUCUUGCACAAUUACUUCAACGACGUGGAGAGUCCGAAGGGUUACAAUGGCGUUAGUGUGCCGUACGUGCUGGCGCGAGACAGCAAUUAUGCGCUUGCAGCUUGGCCGAUUGUCGCGCAGGGGAUCAGGGACGGAUACAUCGACGAGCACGACACCUCGGUCUAGGAGCAUCAGGCACCGUGUUUCUCAAGCGCUGUUAUUUCACUGUGAUGGGCUUGGCCUACCCGUCCUGCCAACAACUAGUAUGUUCAAAUGUGCAAUUUUCCGCCCAGUGACCUGUCCAAGUUUGUUCGUUCCAGACUUCAAUCUUUGAGACGGCGCUCACGAAUUGCCGGUACGGCAAAAGAGGCUCAAAAUUCCCGCGAGAAGUUGUUGAUUCGAAGCUAUGGAAGCCUAAGGAAUAGUAGGGAGGAAGCAGCAGAGCUGCAAUCCGAAACAUUUGAAGGCAUGGAGGCUACUUGGGCUGGCUGACUAGCUGCACGGACGCACCGGCUGGAUAGUUGCAACCUUGUAAAUCUCGUCAGAAUGUACAUGGUGUCCCGAAUGGGAGCCGACUGACUCACGAGGGUGUUCUCCAAAGCAAAGAGCAGGAUGGUGGACAUAAGAGAGGCACUGGCAUCAAUGGUACACCAAGGCCGCCCACUGCCAGUGAUAAGUUAAUGUCAGCGAAAGUUAAUGGUA